AUGCGGGCCUCUUAUGCAGAGUCUGAGCAUGACCUCGACCUCGUUGACCCUCCCGUCAUUCGCGCCGAUGGAAGACAUUCAAUCUCGACCGGAGCUAUGCUCAGAUUGUCUCUGUGGGUCUCUUUGGCAGCGUGGAUCUCGAAUUUCGAUAAUGGAUACGUCGGUGCCGUGUUGAUCAUGCCUUCCUACCUGAGGGCAUUUGGCACUUGCACCGAACUCUUGAACCCGUUAACCAACAAACCGGUCGAUCACUGUUCACUCACUCCGCUGCAACAAUCACUAUGCAUCAGCUUGAACUACCUAUUCAUCGGCAUUGGAGGCGGUGUUUCGGGCAUCGCAGACAGAUACACUGGCCGUCGAGGUGCUAUCCAGAUCGGCUGCAUGCUUGCCAUCAUCGGUGCGGCUGGUAUGCUCGGCACAGGAGGAAGAGGGGCAGGCAGUUUCGUGCACUAUAUGAUUUGCAGGAGUAUCAGCGCUGUUGGAAUCGGUCAACUCAUCUCCGCGAGUGUCACCUACGGUUCAGAGUGUAUCGAUGCGAGCAAGCGUGGUAUUUCCCUGGCGCUCUACAACGUUGGGUCGGCCUUGGGUAAUCUUGCUUCAGGUGCCGUGUGUGCGGGUUCGGCUCAGUUUGAGCCACGAAAUUACUGGCAAUGGAAGACACCCAUUCUGUGCCAGAUUCCAUUGGGAAUCAUCCUGGGUGCGGGCAUCCUGAUGUUCCCCGAGUCGCCACGGUGGAUUCUAAACAACGAUGAUUCGAAAGAAGACGAAGCACGGAAGGCUUUCAGCAUUUUGUAUCGCAUGCCUGCAGAUUCCGCCGAAAUUACAGCCCAGAUUGCGGAUAUCAAGGCUCAUAUCAAAGAGGAGCGAACUGCCGCGGCAACGAACUCAUGGUUUGAAAUCUACAAGUCAAGCCAAAUCCGCCGAACACUAGCCUCCGCCUUGAUCAUGAUCGGGCUAUCGAUUACCGGAAUCCAAUUCGUGCAGCCUUACGCAACAACUUUUUUGAAAAGUGUCGGUAUCAGCAACCCAUACCUCAUCAACGUGAUCAUCGCAUUAUGCAUUCUCGCCGGCGCUUUGAUCGGGCCACUGAUUGUCGAAUAUGGCGGACGACGAAUCGCCAUUGUGACUGGCUACAGUGCUAUGGCAACAUGCAUGCUCAUUCUAUCCUCAGUCAACACCGCACUGGGAAGUGACGACCAAAUUGCAAAGAUGGUUGUCGUUAUUUUGCUCUGUCUAUGGGCCUUCAUUUUCGGCGGAACCAUUGCGCCUAGUGCCGGCCUAGCUUCGGUUGAGAUGCACAGUGUGGCACUUCGCACAUACGGACAAGCGAAUACCGUCAUAUUCUACGGCCUAUUCUCUUUCGGCGCGACUUUUUGGACGCCCUACAUGUUAGAUCCGGAGUAUGGUAACAUGGGACCCAACGUUGGAUAUUUCUACGCCGGCGUAACUUUUGUCGUUGCCAUCUUCAUAUUUUUGCUUGUGCCCGAGACCGCUACACUAUCCUUGGAACAAAUUGACGAUCUGUUCUACUCGGGUGUGAAGCCAUGGGAAACGUCUCGGGCAAGGAAUCAGGAGAUUAGGCGGCAGAAGGUCCAAGAGAAGGAUCAGGAGAUGAAGAGGUAA
Messenger RNA from Penicillium maclennaniae, 1623 nucleotides. RefSeq lists its product as uncharacterized. Gene Ontology annotation, biological process: transmembrane transport; carbohydrate transport. The transcript has a single exon. The record is from RefSeq and is a predicted model, not a curated record. Bases 1 to 1623 code for a protein of 540 amino acids. Gene Ontology annotation, cellular component: membrane. Gene Ontology annotation, molecular function: carbohydrate:proton symporter activity. Lineage: Eukaryota; Fungi; Ascomycota; Eurotiomycetes; Eurotiales; Aspergillaceae.